Nezara viridula (southern green stink bug) is the source of this 864-nucleotide messenger RNA. The record is from the annotation of a GenBank genome assembly. Lineage: Eukaryota; Metazoa; Arthropoda; Insecta; Hemiptera; Pentatomidae.
AUGGCAAGCCCAAAAUGCAGGCUCGAAAGAGAACCGCCUAGUGCUGAAGCAUUGGAAAUAGCCAAAAACGAACUAAGAGAAACACCAGAAGUUGUCCAGGAAGCUUUAAAAAAACUCCGAGAGCUCAUAGAAAACGAUCCUACAAUUAACUUCAGGACAGAUGAUGAAAUCCUAAUUAUUUUUCUUCGUCCGUGCAAAUUCUAUCCAGAAAGUGCCCUCGCAUUGAUGAAGAGAGUUGCCGACUUCAAAGACAAGUACACUCUGAUAGCCGGUGUGAGGCCAGAUGAUGAAAAGUCUUUGAUAUUAGAACAUAAAACUGUAAAUAUCAUGGCCAACAGGGACCACAAGGGAAGGAGAGUUCUCAUCGCAAACAUUGGCGGAUCUUGGGAUACUAAAAAUAUAUCAGGGGACCAAAUUUUUAGGUUGUUUUACUUAAUACAUGUUGGAGCAAUGUUAGAACCUGAAACUCAGAUCCGAGGAGUUGUUGUCAUCCUCGACUUUGAUGGUCUUGGUAUGAGACAAGUUGCACAGCUGACUCCCAGCUUCUCCAUGAGGCUACUCAAUUUUAUUCAGGAAGCUAUGCCAUUAAGACUGAAAGAGGUUCACAUUGUCAAGCAACCAUUUAUUUUCAAUGUUGUAUGGAAAGUAUUCCAGCCAUUCAUUAGGGAAAAGCUAAAAAGCAGGUUGUUUUUCCAUGGAUCCAAAAUGGAGUCUCUACAUAAACACCUCGACCCAUCAUGUUUACCAGCCAACUAUGGAGGUAAACUUCCACCUUUCGAUUAUUCAAGUGCUGAUUGGUACCCAAUAUUGAAGGGUAUUGAGAGCAAUGUUGAUGAAUGGAACUCUUGGGGAAACAAGAAGUAA